Molecule: messenger RNA, 1139 nt
Organism: Colossoma macropomum (tambaqui)
Lineage: Eukaryota; Metazoa; Chordata; Actinopteri; Characiformes; Serrasalmidae
Product: growth hormone secretagogue receptor type 1
Exons: 2
Coding region: 1-1089 (362 amino acids)
Biological process (GO): G protein-coupled receptor signaling pathway; hormone-mediated signaling pathway
Cellular component (GO): plasma membrane
Molecular function (GO): growth hormone secretagogue receptor activity
Source: RefSeq, a predicted model, not a curated record
AUGAGCAACUGGACGAACGUGUCCGCGUGUCCGGUCAGCAUCAGCUCGUGCGUCGCGGAGAGCGCGGAUAACGACGAAGCGGACUAUCCGGUCCACCUCUUCCCCGUGCCCGUGCUCACGGGCAUAACGGCCACGUGCUCGCUCCUGUUCCUCGUCGGAAUCGCCGGCAACCUGCUGACCAUCCUGGUGGUCACCAAGUACAAGGACAUGCGGACCACCACCAACCUGUACCUGUGCAGCAUGGCUCUGUCCGACCUGCUCAUCUUCCUGUGCAUGCCGCUGGACCUGUACCGCGUGUGGCGCUACCGGCCGUGGAACCUGGGCGACGAGCUGUGCAAGCUGUUCCAGUUCGUGAGCGAGAGCUGCACCUACUCGGCCAUCCUGAGCAUCACGGCGCUCAGCGUGGAGAGGUACUUCGCCAUCUGCUUCCCGCUGCGGGCCAAAGUGCUGGUGACCCGAGGCAGGGUCAAGGGCGUCAUCGUGCUGCUGUGGACCGUGGCGCUCUGCAGCGCCGGACCCAUCUUCGCGCUCGUGGGCGUCGAACACGAGAAGGGCACGGAGCCGUGGGAGACCAACGAGUGCAAGGCCACCGAGCGAGCCAUCCAGUCCGGCCUGCUGACCCUCAUGGUGUGGGUCUCGAGCGUCUUCUUCUUUCUGCCCGUGCUGUGCCUGACCGUCCUGUACAGCCUCAUAGGCAGGACGCUGUGGAAGAGGAAGGAGAACCCGGUGGGGCCCGUGUCCAGCCGGGACAAGAGUAAUAAACAAACUGUUAAGAUGUUAGCUGUGGUGGUUCUGGCGUUCGUGCUCUGCUGGCUGCCGUUCCACGUGGGCCGCUAUCUGUUCUCCAAGUCAUCUGAAGUGAACUCGCCUCUCAUCACCCAAAUCAGCGAGUACUGCAACCUGAUCUCCUUCGUUCUCUUCUAUUUCAGCGCCGCAAUAAACCCGAUCCUUUACAACAUAAUGUCAAAGAAGUACAGGGUGGCGGCCUGCAGGCUGUUCGGAGUGAGACGCGCUCCUGAGCGCUCAACCUCAACUGCUGUUAACGCUGAGAGCUUCGCAGUGUGGUACGACUCCAGCGGCAGCACAUGACCGAGGACAGAGUCGGCCUCGUACAGAGGAUACAGAAGUCCUUAAGUGAC